AUGUACCAAUACGAGCAUAGCAUGACCUUUGAUUCCCAGGGGCAGGGAGGAGUCUACAGCGCCAACGCCAGCACGGGGUCUUCCAACACAAACAGUACCAGACAACAACACGCCACAGUCAAGAGAAGGAAUAGCAUCGAGUCAGACAGCUCCCUCGAGUUGAGAGGGCCAAUGGAGGUCGACGGAUCGGUCAAAUCCGGCGGAGGCGUUGCGUUCUCGGGGAACUUUGCAGUGAGAGAUCGCAUUGAGGCGUAUGGGGAUAUUAGUAUUGUUGGGGAUUUGAGGUGCAGUAGUAGGAUUAAGGCGUAUGGGAACGUCAAGAUUGAUGGGAGUGCGCUGUGUGUCGACAGAGUCAAAAUCUUUGGAAAACUCAAAGUCACCGGUACCUUUGAGGUCCAAGGGGACGUGGAAGUCUGGGGAGCCAUCACCAUCAAUGGGUAUCUCCUAACAGCAUACGCAUCCAUAACCACCGUCGGUGACCAAUCUUGGUAUCAAACCGAACAGGGCGAGAUCGUCCAUGGCGCUAAGCUGAUCCAGAGGACUAACUAUGAGGGAUAG
Messenger RNA from Neurospora tetrasperma FGSC 2508, 558 nucleotides. RefSeq lists its product as uncharacterized. The record is from RefSeq and is a predicted model, not a curated record. Lineage: Eukaryota; Fungi; Ascomycota; Sordariomycetes; Sordariales; Sordariaceae. The transcript has 4 exons. The coding region runs from base 1 to 558 and encodes 185 amino acids.